GUGUAAUAAAGUUCGCCGCGGGUCUCCGCAGCCACUCACCUGAGCUCCCGGCUGCCUGGGCGCAGGUCCGCUGCCUCUUGCUCGGCCUCGGCACCCGCGGCCUCCAUCCAGCCUCCGCCGCCCCAGCCCCUUCCUCCCGCUGCCAGCCCACCUCGCCGGCCGGACGGCGCACCAACCCAUGUCCCGCCGCAAGGCCGGCAGCGCGCCCCGCCGAGUAGACCUCGAGCCCGCCGCCGCCGCCGCCGCCGCCGCCGCCGCCGCAGCCCGCCCGGACGACGAGAUGGAGAUCUCCGAGCUCAUCAUCGACGUGAAGCCCGAGCCUGACCCAAAGCCCUUCCUGCGGGCCCUGGGGCUCGGGCCCCAUGUCCACCGAGGGUUGUCCACGCCGGAGAGGAGGUUCGAGAGUGAGCCCCAGCAGCGGUCCCCGGGAUUCCAGCCUUCCUACCAAGCCCGGAGCGCCAGGAACUACUGGACCGUGCCGAUGCCCGAGGCCGUGCGCCGGACCUACCCCCGCUCCGAUCUGCUGACCUGCGGCCACUGCCUGCAGACCUUCCCGCUGGACGCCAUCACAGCCUUCAUGGACCACAAGAAGCGGGGGUGCCAGCCGCUGAGCGGUCCCAGCCCUGGGCAGGUGUCAGAACGCUUGGAUCUGAGGACCCUGAGCUGUCUCCACUGUGGCCGGCAGUUCACGGAGGCCUGGAAGCUGCUGCGCCACGCACAGUGGGACCACGGGCUGUCCAUCUACCAGACAGAGCUGGAGUCCCCAGAGGCCCCUCUGCUGGGGCUGGCUGAGGUGGCCACAGCCAUGUCGGUGAGGAUGGAAGCCCCAGCGGAGACCAAGUCUUCUGGCCCCAGUGGUGCUGCCCGGAGGACCCCCACCUGCCCAGUGUGCAAGAAGACCCUCAGCUCCGCCAGCAACCUCAAGGUGCACAUGCGCUCACACACCGGUGAGCGGCCCUACGCCUGUGACCAGUGUCCCUAUGCCUGCGCACAGAGCAGCAAGCUCAACCGCCACAAGAAGACACACCGACCCCUGCCUAUUGUAGGCCUGGAGCAGGCCUCCACUGCCCCACCGGAGCCUGCGGCCCAUGCUGCUGCCCCAGCCAGUGCCCUCCCGAGCCCUGGUGCCCAGGGCGCAGGGGCUGCAGCCACGGCAGGCAUGCAGGAGCCUGGAGCACCUGGCGGCGGGGCACAGGCAGGCCCUGGUGGUGAUGGAUGGGAGCCUGCCCCUCAAGGACAGAGCACUGACCCUGUCAAGAGUGGGAGUGCACUGCCCAAGAAGACGCUUAAGGCAGAAGGCAAAGGCAAGAAGCACAGGCCAGGAGGCAGCUGUGAGUUCUGUGGGCGCCACUUCAGCAGCAGCAGCAACCUCACGGUGCACCGGCGAUCACACACAGGUGAGCGGCCGUACGCCUGCAGCCAGUGCCCCUACACAUGUGCACAGAGCAGCAAGCUCAACCGCCACCGCCGCACGCACGGCCCCGGGCCCGACUGCACCCGCUACGAGUGCCCGCUCUGCUCCGUGCCCUUCGGCCUGCGUGCCACGCUGGACAGGCACCUGAGGCAGAAGCACCCCAGGGUGGCCUGACCCCAUGGCGCUGUCCAUGCUCAUCCCUGCUU
This is a messenger RNA of Perognathus longimembris pacificus (Pacific pocket mouse), 1620 nucleotides long. It is a transcript of the gene Znf296, whose product is annotated as zinc finger protein 296. Gene Ontology annotation, cellular component: nucleus. The record is from RefSeq and is a predicted model, not a curated record. Gene Ontology annotation, biological process: regulation of transcription by RNA polymerase II. Bases 179 to 1588 code for a protein of 469 amino acids. Lineage: Eukaryota; Metazoa; Chordata; Mammalia; Rodentia; Heteromyidae. The transcript has 3 exons. Gene Ontology annotation, molecular function: RNA polymerase II cis-regulatory region sequence-specific DNA binding; DNA-binding transcription factor activity.